Molecule: messenger RNA, 1038 nt
Organism: Hyaloscypha bicolor E
Lineage: Eukaryota; Fungi; Ascomycota; Leotiomycetes; Helotiales; Hyaloscyphaceae
Product: RNA-binding domain-containing protein
Exons: 3
Coding region: 1-1038 (345 amino acids)
Biological process (GO): mRNA splice site recognition
Cellular component (GO): cytosol
Molecular function (GO): mRNA binding
Source: RefSeq, a predicted model, not a curated record
AUGGGCGAGCUUGAGCCUUGGAUUGAUGAGAAUUUCAUCCGUUCAGUUUGGUUUGGUAUGGGCGAGCAAGUCAAUGUCAAGAUGAUCCGCGACAAAUUCUCCGGCAACGCCGGCUACUGCUUCAUCGACUUUGCCUCUCCUGCUGCCGCUGCGAAGGCUCUUUCCCUCAACGGUUCCAUGAUCCCGAAUACGUCCAGACCUUUCAAGCUUAACUGGGCUUCCGGUGGUGGACUCGCCGACAGACGUAGUGAUGACCGAGGACCAGAAUACUCCAUCUUCGUUGGUGAUCUUGGCCCCGAGGUCAAUGAAUACGUCUUGGUUUCUCUAUUCCAGGCUCGUUUCCCUUCGUGCAAGUCUGCCAAGAUCAUGACAGAUCCCAUUUCUGGCAUGUCAAGAGGCUAUGGAUUCGUUCGCUUUGCGGAUGAGUCUGAUCAACAGCGAGCUCUCACUGAGAUGCAAGGUGUUUACUGCGGCAACCGUCCUAUGAGAAUCUCCACUGCCACUCCGAAGAACAAAUCUGGAGGUGGUGGACCCGCUGGUAUACCAAUGCCUGGUGGAAUGGGUGCUGGAAUGGCUGCCCCCGGCAUGUACGGUAUGGGCGCUCCUCCGCCUUUGGGUUACUACGGUGCGCCUCAACCGAUGAACCAAUUCACUGAUCCCAACAACACUACCGUCUUCGUUGGUGGCUUGUCCGGAUACGUUACUGAGGAUGAGCUCCGUUCCUUCUUCCAAGGCUUCGGCGAGAUUACCUACGUUAAGAUCCCACCCGGAAAGGGCUGCGGCUUCGUUCAGUUCGUCCAACGCCAUGCCGCUGAGAUGGCUAUCAAUCAGAUGCAAGGCUAUCCUAUUGGUAACUCCCGCGUUCGUCUCUCAUGGGGCCGCUCCCAAAACAACUCUGGACCCGCUGGUACUCCUUACCGCCCAGCUCCUCCUCCACCUCAGUAUCAGUCAAUGGGCAUGCCCCCUGCUCACCCAUAUGGCCAAUUUCAACCCUUACAGGUAAGUGGUUUCAAUCACGCGCACCACUUCUUCUGCUAA